AUAGGGCGAAGGAAUGAUUUUGGCUGAGCAUCAGUUUUAAAAAGCUCGAUUAUUGAUAGCUUCAUGGAGUAAUCAGUAUUAAUACUAAAUCUCUCAUCAUCUGCUCAGAUCCUCAUCUUCGCCUUCACAUAAUCAAAACCAAAAUUUAAAAGAAAAUAAACGAAGAGAAACAAAAUCAGAGAAGGGCACACAGAAAAUAAGAAAACGAAACACUUUCUAACGAAGGCGCUGAAAGUCCAUCAGCGAAUACGCGGAUAGUCAGAGGCAUAUAGAGCACCUUAUAUAGUGCGUAGACUGAGGACCCCGGAAACCCUAAUUCCUAAAGACCACCAAAAGUGAUGUCGUUUUAGGGUUACACUUAAGCAUGACCGCCGUCUUCGCCCAAACAGUCUUCACUUGCGCAGAAGUUCAGAACGCACCGUUUGACCAUGCUUCCCUCGAAACGCACCGUUUUAAUCUCGUCUCUUCUGCUCCCUGCACAUGGCUAAAUUUGAUUUACCAGAACCAGAGACUGAGCUUCAAACUUCAAAGCUCUGCGUUUUCAGAUCUUUGAAUUUGUGAGCUUGAGAUUUGAGAAUCCAACGCGCAUGAUCAGAUUGUUUUGUCACAGAACUCUGCCUUCUUGUGUAAAUUUCGCAACGCAUUGUGGAAGUUGCAGAGCUUGGCCAUGCUUCCCUCGACGCUGUUUCUCAGCCCAAGCGGGCCAAUUGGCCCAGCCGUGCGCGAGUUCUAUAGAGCUUCCCAGCUCAGAGUUCGACUCUCACGCUUACGCCACUAUGCUUCAAGAUUGUAUCCGAAACGCUGACCCAACCUCAGGGAAGGGUCUCCACUGUGAGAUUCUGAAAAGAGGCGGCUGUUUGGACUUGUUCGCUUACAACGUUCUGCUCAACAUUUACGUGAAAUCUGAGCUGUUGUGUGAUGCUGUUAUACUGUUCGACGAAAUGCCCGAGAGAAAUACGAUCUCGUUUGUUACGUUAAUUCAGGGGUACGCGCAGGUGUUUCGAUUCACUGAGGGUGUGGAUUUGUUCGUUAGGUUACAUAGGGAGGGUCACGAGCUUAAUCCUUUUGUUUUUUCCUCGAUUUUGAAGACGCUUGUGAGUAUGGGAUGGGCUGAGCCAGGUUGGACAUUGCAUGCUUGUAUUUGGAAGCUUGGUCAUGACUCUAAUGCAUUUGUCGGGACCGCACUUGUCGAUGCUUACUCUGUUAGUGGGCACGUUGCUAAUGCUAGAAAGGUUUUCGAUGGAAUUAUCUGCAAGGAUAUUGUUUCGUGGAGUGGUAUGGUAGCUUGUUAUUCUGAGAAUGGUUGUUUUGAAGAGGCGUUAGAAGCCUUUUCUCAAAUGAGGAUAACAGGGUUCAAGCCAAACAAUUUUACUUUUGCUGGUGUGCUUAAGGCCUGUCUUGGACUAGAAGCCUUUAAUGCGGGAAAGAGUGUUCAUGGGUGUGCGUUGAAAACUCGCUAUGAACAGGAUAUUUAUGUGGGUGUUGCAUUACUUGAACUGUACACAAUGUCCGGGGACAUUGAUGAUGCUCAACGGGCAUUUGAGGAGAUCCCUAAAAAAGAUGUGAUUCCUUGGAGUUUUAUGGUUGCACGCUAUGCUCAAAGUGGUAGGAGUGAAGAAGCUGUUGACCUGUUUUGUCGAAUGAGGCAAGCUUUUGUUGUCCCUAAUCAGUUUACAUUUGCAAGUUUGCUGCAAGCUUGUGCAACUAUGGAAGGUUUAGUUUUGGGGAAGCAAAUCCAUUCCCAUGUACUCAAAGUUGGUCUCUGCUUGGAUGUGUUUGUUUCCAAUGCCCUCAUGGAUGUCUAUGCUAAAUGUGGAAGGAUGGAGAACUCUAUGGAUCUAUUUCUGGAAUCACCCAAUAGAAAUGACGUGACUUGGAACACUCUGAUUGUUGGCUAUGUGCAGUCAGGUGAUGGCGAGAAGGCACUGAAGUUAUUUUUAAACAUGCUUGAAUACCAAGUGCAGGCAACAGAAGUGACAUACUCUAGUGUUCUUCGUGCUUCUGCAAGUCUAGCAGCAUUGGAUUCAGGAGUUCAGAUUCAUUCCUUGACAGUCAAAACCUUUUAUGACAAGAAUAUUGUUGUCGCUAAUGCUUUGAUAGAUAUGUAUGCCAAGUGUGGCAGCAUUAAAGAUGCCCGUUUGGUAUUUGACAUGUUAAAUGAAAGACAUGAAGUUUCAUGGAAUGCCAUGAUCUCAGGGUAUUCUAUGCAUGGUUUGGGGAGAGAGGCUCUAAAAGUUUUUGAAAUGAUGCAAAAAAUGAAGUGUAAACCGAACAAGUUAACUUUUGUUGGUGUUCUAUCAGCAUGUAGCAGCGCAGGGCUGUUAGAUCAAGCACAAACUUAUUUUAAUUCUAUGGCGCAGGAUUAUAGCAUUGAACCAUGUAUAGAGCACUAUACUUGUAUGGUCUGGCUUCUGGGGAGAUCAGGCCAUCUUAAAAAGGCUGUCAAGUUGAUUGAGGAAAUCCCAUUUGAGCCCAGCGUUAUGGUCUGGCGUGCUUUGCUUGGAGCUUGUGUUAUCCACAACGAUGUUGAUCUUGGAAGAAUGUCUGCACAGCGUGUGCUUGAGAUGGAUCCCCAAGAUGAGGCUGCCCAUGUGUUGUUGUCAAAUAUAUAUGCUACUGCGAAGAGGUGGGAAAACAUGGCUUCAGUUAGGAAAGACAUGAAAAGGAAAGGGGUAAAGAAGGAACCGGGCCUAAGUUGGAUUGAGAACCAGGGAAUAGUUCAUUAUUUCACUGUUGGAGAUACGUUACAUCCUGACAUGAAACUGAUUAAUGCGAUGCUGGAUUCAUUGAACAUGAAAAUCAGGAAGGCGGGAUAUGUUCCUAAUCGUAAUGCAGUUUUGCUUGAUGUGGAUGAUGAUGAAAAGGAGCGUCUCCUUUGGGUGCACAGUGAAAGAUUAGCUCUUGCUUAUGGGCUAAUUAAAACGCCAUCUGGAAGACCUAUUCGUAUCAUUAAAAAUCUCCGAAUAUGUGUGGAUUGUCAUGCUGCAGUAAAGUUAAUAUCCAAGGUUGUGCAGCGAGAAAUUAUUGUCAGAGAUAUGAAUCGGUUCCAUCACUUUCAGGAUGGGAUUUGCUCUUGUGGUGAUUACUGGUGAUUGAUGAUCUUCAAUAAGCGAGUUCAUAAUCACAGAGGUUCAUUGGUAAUAAGCUGGCAGGAACUGCUGUCUUCUAGCUGUGAUCUUCAACAUGAUGAAUGGGUCAUAACUCCAUGUAACAAGAUGUGCUACACAAGGUGUGAAGAUAAUCCAAAGAAGAAAGUGUUCGAUUGUUUUCCUUCAGAUUCCAUAACACUCUAUCCUGAUUGAUCUCGAUGAGAGCAUCACUCAUCAUUCAAUUCCCAAAAGAAAUUGCUUCUGGUAUGUAUCGUGCACAUGGUUGUAGAGGACUUGUAUAUAACUCUCCUCUCCUUGAUCCUGUUUUUGGUGGACAGUGUAAAAAAGAAAGGGGAACACGAUUGAAUGCAUCUAAAUGCUUGACUGGAUGCACAAACAUACUUCUUUAUUAUUUCACCAGUUUCAGGUUGCUGAUAAUGACUGCUGUGGAACUUGUUUUAGGCUUUGAAUGGAAAAGUCAUAGCCAUAAGAAAUGGGGCUUGAUCCUUUGAUAGCAGUCAAUAGAUAUUACAUGAUGAGGUCAGCUGCAGAAGCAGAACUGUCAAGGUAGCUCUAGUUGCAAAAUUUGUAACAGCCCAUUUUUAUGACUGAUCUGAUUAAGAUUGAAUGGGAAGGGAAAGCAGACGGAAUUUUUUUUGGCUGUAAAGCAACUGUGAGGAUACAGACAGUUUUGAGCUCUCACGGAGGGACACCAUUCCGUUCUUCACUGCGGAUGUUUUGUGAUGGCCCCCUCCUAAUUAAGUGAUGUUUCCUUUUUAACUGAAAUCAAUGUAAUAUACAAUUUGCACUCUGGUGUGAUCUUAUCUCAACACAAUGAUUGAGUGAAUUGGGGGUGGGGGGCGCAUAAUUUCGUCAUCAUCAUAAUCUCUCUCUCUCUCUCUCUCAAUCUUGGUUCUCCUUUUUCUGAGCAUCUCAAUCUUGGUUAUCAGAUUUAAAUUUCAUGCAAUCAU
Messenger RNA from Corylus avellana, 4060 nucleotides. NCBI's taxonomy places the organism in Eukaryota, Viridiplantae, Streptophyta, Magnoliopsida, Fagales, Betulaceae. The record is from RefSeq and is a predicted model, not a curated record.